CGAAGCUAAGUUGGCUGCGGCUGAUGAUUUUGUGUUUACAUUUUGCCGGCAAAUCGAAAACUGGAUUUAGAGGCCCUAAAUUAACCAUGAAUCUGUUCGAGGAGCUGGACACCUUGGACCCCUCCUUCAAACUCGAACCUCCCCGCAUCGAGACGCCCACGGCGCACAAGAUUACCGUGCUGAUACUGCUCAAACAGUAUGUGAUUAACAAAAAAAACUGUUUGGAUACUGGGAUAUCCAUGCGCACCCAGCGUCGCCGUAUGUUCUAUAUGCUGGUAUUCAAGCUCAUCCAGGAGCAGGACAAAAGUUACAAUGAGCUACAUAGUUUGUUGACCACGGGGAAAUACAAACUGGAUACACUGAUGCUGGAAUCCUUCGAAAAAGCCAUGUCCGAGUUUUGUGCGGGCAGCAUUGAGGCCUUGUUUGACUUCUCGGAGAUCCAGAACAUCGACGAGAUCCUAAACGAAAACUAUGGCAUUAGCCAGUUCAGCAUGGUGGGCGUUUAUGUGCGCAGAGUGGGCGUGGUGCUGGAGCGCCUCAGUUUCCCUGAGAUGAUGGAUAUGUACAAGAACGUGUGCUCCUAUUACGAGAGAGGAGUUCGAGCUGCUGCCUCUGGUUCCAGAAUGGCCGUAGCCGGAGGUAUUCUGCACAGGGAGGAGACUCCUCCUCCGAAUCCCAUAACAGAAAAGCCUGAGGACCCUAAAACUAAGAAGAAAGUGGAGACCGUAGCUCGUAUUGCCCAAGAACGCAAUCCCCUGAGCAAAUGGGCACCCAAACAGGCAAAGUUUUUCAUCAACAAACAGUCGGAACUGCUGGAGAACAACGAACGUAAGGCUUUGCCUCCUUUGGAACUCCAGAAGAAGGUGCAGGAGAUCAUACACGACCUCCCACUAACAACUACACCCUAUUUCCUGGGCUACAUGAAUCAGUUGAGAGUUAGGGACUACUACAAUGCUCUCUCUGCACUCCACAGAGCAUUGGACAGGAGUCCCGUGCGCCUGAUGAGCCAGGAGAAGGGCUACCAGUAUUUUUGCGUCAACCUGGCGGUGCUGCAUGCCACCUUUGGUCAUCGGGAUGAAGCGCUAGCAGCACUCAGGGAAAGCAUUAUGCUGGCUCAGGAACACGGCGACAAAAGGAGUCUCAACCUUGCCAACACUUGGUACUGCUUACUCAGGGAUGAGCUUCCCUUGUCCGCUGUUCAAAAGAGCGUGCAGGAUGCCAACGAAGUGGAUGGCUCUCUGCUGCAGAACUACACCUUAGCCCUACACUUCGCUGUAAAACUAGGAACGGUGGCUGGCUACCAACCACUAAGACUCUUUGAUCUCCUGCAGCACAGCGACAAUCUCACCAAUCGCAACAACUUCGCCGACCACGCAUCAGAGGCCCUUGCCUUGAGGAGUGCUGUUUGGUCUGCUUAUGGAAGGCAUGAGCUAGCUGCUUUGUACUCCCAAGUCCUAUUGACAGGCAGAGACAGGUUCGGCAGUGGAUCUGCGGGCUUGGGAAGCGCUUUGGCCAGUUUCGCCCUGUGGCUUCAGUUGCAAGGAGAGCCACAACUAUCCAAAGUACUUCUACAUCAUGCUAAACAGCGCUUUCCGCGUUUGCCCAGCGCCGAGGGUUGGAUGAUAAGCCAGUGCCAUGUGGUCAUUCAGGCGGGAAUCUACCAGUGUCGCUGGCACGAUGCUCUGAAGGCUUGCGAUCAGCUUUAUUUGAUCGAUCCCUCUGACUCCUUAUGCCAACGUGCCUCCAUAUACGUGGCCAAGCGCGAGUUUUUCAAUGCCAGGCGCCUCCUGGACAAGUUGGCCGUGCAGGAUAACGUACCAUUCCUCCUUAGGAUGAGGGUCCAAGUCCUGCUUGGCUAUUGUGGCAUGGCGAACGGUCGAUUUUCAAGUGAAACUACAAUGCUUCUGCUCCGUGUGUCCGAGGAAAUGUCCGAGGCCCAGAUGGAUUACGAGUUGGCCCUGGUGGAUCUGCUCCUGGCCCAGCAACUAUUGCUACUCGGAAUGCCGCAGAAGGCCUAUCAGGCAAUAAAGCGCUGCAUGCACGACAUUCACAUCAACGGCGGUCUAUAUGAGCGAGCAAAAACGGAUUUCGUGUUCGUUCGCUGCCUGUUGGCCAUCAAUCAGAAUGAUGCGGAGAAACGGAAAGCGCAGCUGAUUAAAUCGCAAGAAAUCCUCCAGCGUGCAGCUCAAUCAUUCAAGAAACUGUCCGCACAUGCAAAGGUUUUGGAUGUGUACGUGUUCUUGGCACAGCGAUUUAACGAAUUUGGCGAUCGGAAUUUAAGGAACAAGUACGCUGGUGAGUUCCGACGCUAUUUUACGGAUCACCCGAUUCCAAGGGAAUAUCUGGGAAGUCCUUAGUUUCCGUCUGUUGUUAAAUUCUAAAUAAAAUUGUUCUUACAACCUAAGGAAUCUCAAUUCA
Messenger RNA from Drosophila mauritiana, 2418 nucleotides. It is a transcript of the gene ida, whose product is annotated as anaphase-promoting complex subunit 5. Gene Ontology annotation, molecular function: protein binding. The record is from RefSeq and is a predicted model, not a curated record. Lineage: Eukaryota; Metazoa; Arthropoda; Insecta; Diptera; Drosophilidae. Bases 24 to 2357 code for a protein of 777 amino acids. The transcript has 2 exons. Gene Ontology annotation, biological process: positive regulation of mitotic metaphase/anaphase transition; protein K11-linked ubiquitination; anaphase-promoting complex-dependent catabolic process. Gene Ontology annotation, cellular component: anaphase-promoting complex.